Talaromyces rugulosus is the source of this 579-nucleotide messenger RNA. RefSeq lists its product as uncharacterized. NCBI's taxonomy places the organism in Eukaryota, Fungi, Ascomycota, Eurotiomycetes, Eurotiales, Trichocomaceae. The record is from RefSeq and is a predicted model, not a curated record. The transcript is spliced from 3 exons. The coding region runs from base 1 to 579 and encodes 192 amino acids.
AUGUUCUUCAAUAUACUCACAUGCCUCGCAUGCACACUCCUCUCUCUUGUGAUUUCUUCUUCGGCAUUCGUUUCUCGCAGUACCCCUAGUGCCGGCGAGGAAUUCUCUCUCUAUGCGUACGGAGAUUCGGUUGGAGGGCUUCCCCUAUUCUAUUCUGACGGUAAAGCCGCAGUCGGGAUUUUGUCCAGUUCUAACUCUUCGGCUUCGAAUGUAACCUUCGAACGCACAUCGGACUCCUCCACCGGCUCGUUAGUCGGAAAUCCACCAAAUGGAACCAGUGCCUCCUCCGCCAACUCCAGUUGGUCUGAUCAAUUUCUAUACAUCCCUAGCUCAUCAUCAUCCUCCAACGAAAUCGGCUUCACUUCCGAAUCUGGAGAUAAUGCUACUACUACCAAGUUCGUCUUCUACGGUCAAACGCUGUUGGUAAAAGACGAAUCUGGAGAUAUUGUUUCUAGUUUUUAUGCCCGUCAGUCGUCGUCUGAGGGGGGUGGUGUUUAUUCCUUGCUGUGGAAUGUGACUGAGGAUCAUGAUGCCGUUUUCCCGGUUUCAUUGCGCACUGUUGCGGCUUCGAAUGCCUAG